AUGCACUCAACCAUGUGGCUUCUGUCGGUGGUAUUUGCAAGCUUAGUCUUUUACCUCAUGCUCAAGAGCCGCUCUCUGAGACAAAAGCUUCGCUUUUUUCUGCUCAUGAGCCUCAUCAUCAGCCAGGUGAUUUUCAAUUCCGUCCAGGUCGUUUUCUACAUACUGCACCUGUGCCAGUAUCAACUGUCCCGGGCAAUGUGCGCCAUCUACUUCAUGAUUCUCUUCUCCACCCUGAACAACGAACUCUUCAGCGUGAUGGCGAUGUCGGUGGACAGAUACGUGGCCAUUUGCUGGUCGCUGAGGUACAAUGAAAUCUGCUCGACCGAGAAGUAUUGGAAAAUCAUCGUCGCCGUGGUUGGUUUAUCCACCGUAUGGCCUGGAAUUCGAUUGAUGAACAAUCUAGUGCUGAAAAAUUCCUCGGAUCUCAAUUCGCCGGUCAUUUGCUCGUUGGAUGUAAUGGACCCCCCUGGGGCAAUGGGAGAUCUGGCAACGGCUCUCAUUUUAGGGCCCAUCGUGAUCGCUAUCCUCAUCAAUUUCGUUUGCUACUGCUGCAUCUAUUUCGAAGGAAAGCGCAGCGGGAACUUAGGGAUGGCGAACAAGCGCGCUCGCAAAACCGUCAUGUACCACUUGGUGCAGAUUUGUUUUUUCGUGAUGCCGAUGUUUCUGUACUAUAUCGAAAACGCGUUCUUGAUUAUGACCAGUCACGUGGUGCAGAACCUCAUGCUGUUUCAAACCGUUGUGUUUGGCGUCGCUCAAGGUCUGAGUCCCAUUGUGUAUGGCUUACGCGCUCGCGAGUUAAGAGAGACACUUGUAAGGGUGUUCUGUACCAAUAGACGCAUUGGGGAGGUUAACAAUUGACUAAUUUUUCCCGUUGUUCUUUUGACGAUAGCGGAAUAAGAAACGGCAAGUUGCGACAACCGGUGUCCCUCGAUUUACGAACGUUCGGUUCACGAAAUUUGGCGCUCACGCAAUUGUGCAAAUUACGGACACUUUUCGAUUCACGAAAUCGAUUUUCCGCGUGAACGAAAUUUCACACUGCACGCGUCACCAGAUCAAUCGAGAACAAGCCGUGAGGCUGCGUCAUGCAUCCGCUACAGAGUCUCAGUAUCCCUACAGCACGUCAACUUUCCAGUCAUUCCAACAUGCGGAUAUUUUUUUAUGAGUUCCUCGAUAAGGUUAAUUCUUUUUGUUUCAGCUUUAACUUGAAUUUACAUUUGUUUUGUUUUUGUGUUCUCUAUUGUAGUUUUUUUUGUGUUGUGACAUGCGAUAUAGGUGUGUAUUUUUUAGGUUAGGAGUAGAGUUGGAGUGACUGUCCGAAACGCAUCCCGAAAAUUAAAUGAAAGUGGGAAAAUCAUUAAAUUUACGCAAUUGUGUUUUCCGCGUGUUUUAAGUUUGUUUGUUUUUUUAAGAACGGCAUCCCUUUUUGUAAAAAGAGGGACCUGCAAUGACGUGCAAGUACAAAAUAACAAACAAAGAAACUGAAAUUUGGAUUUAAAGCUUUCGUGACUGCAGUAAUUCAUAUUCUUA
Molecule: messenger RNA, 1527 nt
Organism: Petromyzon marinus (sea lamprey)
Lineage: Eukaryota; Metazoa; Chordata; Hyperoartia; Petromyzontiformes; Petromyzontidae
Source: RefSeq, a predicted model, not a curated record